CGACACUGGUCGCCCAGGUCGCCCAGGUCGCAUCGCUGGGAAGACCCUGGCCCCAAGGGUCGUGAUCGUCGUCCGCUGCCGCCACCUUUGUCCUCGUCGCGCGCUGCCCACCUGCUCCACAUCAGCCCACGGUCGAUCACAGAGAACCGCCUUGAACAGACGUCCUCUCGACCCGACCGCCCUGCCUUUACCUCGCUUCCUGUCCAUGACCUUGGUCAAUUAACUGCAUUUGUAUCCCCAUUUGCCUCUAGGGUGUCCUCUUCGGGACCACCUUAGAACCAACUGAACAAGGUGGAUUCCGCCCAAGAAAUCGUGGCAUCUCCCGGUGCCUUACAAAACGUCACGUCCUACCUCAACGGGGCGUUGGCUAAUCUCUCGUCUGCCUUUCAAGAUUCGAGCGAUUACAUUUCCGACACUCUCGGUGUCCCUCCAACAUUAGUCUACAGCAGCCUCGCCGUCCUGCUCGCCGUCCCGUUGACAAUGUCGAGAUACGGCUGGUCUAUCAGCCGCGAACAACUUUCGCCCUACGGUUCCGUCCCUGGCGAUGUGCCCGCCGUCACCGACGAUGACUUUAGCUACAUCACUUCCCAAGAUCUGGAUGAUGUGACCGAAGCCCAAUAUUAUCCCAGAUCUCACUCGGCCGCCCCGCCAGCUCCCGAAGACGAUGUCCUCUUGAUCAAGAACAGGGGCGUGACGUAUCCCGCACACUUUCCUGCGUAUGCAAUCGGAGAUGGAAAGCUGCGAGUAAUAGACGUCAAGGACCGGGUCGGUCUCAUGAUGGAGCUGCCUGUGCGGGGAACCUCACGGAUCAAGCUCCUGUACAAGGGCAAACAGCUCAAAGACCCCUUGGCGCCAGUUCGAGACUACGGUGUCAAAAACAACAGCGAACUGAUGGCGGUGAUUCCCGAGAUUGAAGAUAUCAGCAGCCCAUCCGAUGAGGAGAUGGUGAUUGUUGAUGCGCCCCGGGAAGACAGGAAAACCCGCCGCCGCAAGAAGAAGCGUGAUAAGAAGAAGGGCAUCACCAGCGAUAGUGACUCUAUGUCGGCGAGCAACCCUCGCGACAGUACCUCUACGUUUGAUCAGCCUCGAUCACCUCCUGCGCCGCCUGUGUCCUCUGGAGCGACCAGUGGCCCCAUGAAGGCUCUGGACGACCUCGCCGUCGAAUUCCAGAUCAAGUGGCUGCCCCUCUGCACCGACUACAUCGAGGCACCCCCCUCCGAUCCCAAGAAGCGGGAGGAGGACCAUCGCAAGGUGUCAGAGUCCAUCAUGCAGCACAUCAUGCUCAAGCUUGACUGCAUUGACAGCGAGGGUAUUGCAGAGGUCAGGGCGAGGAGAAAGGAGCUGGUCCAGCAGGUCCAGAAGACACUGAAGCAACUGGAUGUUGCAAAGGACUCAUAACCAAAACUUUCCUACUCUCAGUUGUUGACGGCCAUGUUAGAGGCCGAGAAGAUUGUCUAGUCUCGAGUGCAUUUGGCGUUAAACCGGACGGAUAUGCGGAUGCUCGUUUACCAUUGCUAUUCUCAUUAGAACAAGCUGUACAAUAGAUCCAAGGAGAUUCGACGGCCUUGACGAUGAUGACCAAGAUAGAAAGCCUGGACAGAUUGUAUUCUUUUCUUUAAUCAACCGUUUGGGAUUUGGCUAGACCACUUGAAUCUAGAUCACCUUUUGCUUC
Molecule: messenger RNA, 1672 nt
Organism: Fusarium vanettenii 77-13-4
Lineage: Eukaryota; Fungi; Ascomycota; Sordariomycetes; Hypocreales; Nectriaceae
Exons: 1
Coding region: 481-1398 (305 amino acids)
Molecular function (GO): protein-folding chaperone binding
Source: RefSeq, a predicted model, not a curated record